Molecule: messenger RNA, 2461 nt
Organism: Pelodiscus sinensis (Chinese soft-shelled turtle)
Lineage: Eukaryota; Metazoa; Chordata; Testudines; Trionychidae
Source: RefSeq, a predicted model, not a curated record
GCCCUGCCGGGAUGCGCUACCCCCUUGGGAUGUGACAGCCAGACCCGGACGCCUGGGUUCGGGCAGCAGGGCGGGGGGGGUCUGUGCGUCUCUCCGGCGGCCAGCAUGGCCUCCCCACCCGCCUGCGCCGGGCCCCCGGCCCUCCCCUCUUCCCCCAGCACCCCGGGAGGGUGCCUGGCAACCCCGGAGCUCGCCUCGCUGCCGCCGGGAUCCUGCGCCGCUUGCCAGGGAGUGUCGUUCCACAUCCAGAUCGGGCUGACCCGGGAGUUCGUGCUGCUCCCAGCCGCGUCGGACUUGGCCCAUGUCAAGCAGCUGGCGUGCUCCAUAGUGGACCAGAAGUUCCCAGAGUGCGGCUUCUAUGGCCUCUACGACAAGAUCCUGCUCUUCAAACAUGACCUGUCGUCUGCCAACAUCCUGCAGCUGGUGCGGGUGGCCGGAGACAUCCAGGAGGGAGACUUGGUGGAGGUGGUGCUCUCAGGUAACACGUGCUUCCCAGAGUGCGGCUUCUAUGGCCUCUACGACAAGAUCCUGCUCUUCAAACAUGACCUGUCGUCUGCCAACAUCCUGCAGCUGGUGCGGGUGGCCGGAGACAUCCAGGAGGGAGACUUGGUGGAGGUGGUGCUCUCAGAGUGCGGCUUCUAUGGCCUCUACGACAAGAUCCUGCUCUUCAAACAUGACCUGUCGUCUGCCAACAUCCUGCAGCUGGUGCGGGUGGCCGGAGACAUCCAGGAGGGAGACUUGGUGGAGGUGGUGCUCUCAGACGUGCCCAUGGAAGACGUCAGCGACCUCAGCGACGCCGACAAGAACUCGCUGAUGGACGAAUCGGACGACUCGGGCAUCAUCCCCGGCUCGCACUCGGAGAACGAGCUCCGCGGCGGGGACGACCCUGAUGAUGACGCUAGCAAGUCCCAGGGAUCCAUGGGCUACAUCCCGCUGAUGCGGGUGGUGCAGUCGGUGCGGCACACGAACCGGAAAUCCAGCACGGCGCUGAAAGAAGGCUGGAUGGUUCACUACAGCAGCAAAGACACUCUGGGGAAAGAACUCCCCGGCCAAAAGGGGCACAUUCCAGAGGUGGAAGAGGUGGAAAAAGUCAAAUCCAUAUGUCGCAGUCAGACUCAGAAGGGUAUUAAAAUCACCUUCAACCUCUCCCUGAAAUCACCUGAUGCAGCUCUGAGGAACCCUGCUCCAGACAGGAAGACAACUCUGAGCUCCUGUUCUGACUUGGAAGAGAACCUGUCUCAGUGCCCCAUCACGGAGAGAACAGUCACCUUGGGUCAAAGGCUAAAAGAACGUCCAGAUGCUAUCAUGGCAGAUGUCCCUUGGAGAGCUACCCACUCUAGAACCCGUCUUCAUGUCCAGUGGGCGAUGGAGAAAGGAAGGACAACUCCAGCUGUCGCCGAGAAACAGAAUUCAUUGCCUGGGCUAUACGGGAUCGAGGCCGACAGCGAAGAUACCAAUGGAAACCGCCGCUGCCAAGUUUGUUCCUCGGCACGAGCAAUCGGCAGAGCAAACUCUACCGGUGGCGGCUGCAGGACGGCGCACGGCCUGUGGUUGCAACUGCCAGCCAGCCAGAAGGCCCAGUGGUUCCAGUCUCGGGUGGUAGGAAGAGCCCUCUCCCAGAACAACCCCUCCAGUCGCUACUACAAGGAAAUCCCACUGUCGGAGAUCCUGGCAGUGGAACUGGCCCAGAACUUCACCCCGGUGCUGCCGGGCGCCAACCUGCACUGCUUCGAGAUCGUCACGGCCAACGCCACGUACUACGUCGGGGAGAACUGCGCUCCCGCCCCGUGCUCCGCCAGCCAGCAGCACAGCGGGGUCGGGCUGGAGGUGGCCACGGCCUGGGAGAAUGCCAUCCGCCAGGCCCUCAUGCCUGUCAUCCUGCAGGAUGCGCCCAGUGCCCAGGGACAGGCCCCCCACAGGCAAGCGUCACUUAGGAUCUCCGUGUCCAACAGCCAGAUCGAGGAGAACGUGGUGAGUAUAAGCUCCCGCUCCCGGUCUCUGUGUAUAGAGAGGAAACGUGAGCAAACGGGCCAGGAGGAGUACAAAAGAAUAACACAAAACCAGAGAAGCCCAGGGCACAAAACGAGCUACAUUCCGCAAGCGACAGAAAGGGAGCUAAGGAGAAGCUGCACAGUUACCCCCGGAGCAAGAGAAAGGGAAAAGGAGAGUGCAGGCCCGCUACUCAGCCGGGAAGGAGCACUAAAAACGGGGGCAUCGGGAAGACGGCGGCUCGCCUGCCUGUUUUGCUUCAGUGGUUUCGGAAAAGGUUAAUUUGCAACCAGGCACUUAACAGCAAGAAGAAAAGGGAAGCGGAACAAGCCCAAAUAGGGGAAAAAUCAGGUAGGGCUAUUCUAGUCAUCGGGUGAAAUGCCCCCGGUGGUACUUACGGAACUAGCUACAGCAAAAUCGUGGAACGGUUGACAAAUAUCUUCAAAGCCCGUGGAGUGCAGGUGAGGUCUGU